AUGUCUAGAUCACCUUCUUUGGCUCCUAGAUCUUCUUACAAUUCAGUUUUGGAUCUAAAACGAUCUUAUUCACCUGCUAGUUCUGGUUGGAUUAUUCAAAAAUUUGGUGGUACUUCAGUUGGUAAAUUUCCUGAAAAUAUAGUUGAUGAUAUUGUUAAAGAAUUUAGUAAAAAUAAUAGAGUUGCUAUAGUGUGUAGUGCUAGAUCAUCAAAUACUAAACUGGAAGGUACUACUUCGAGAUUAAUUAAAUCUGCUGAUUUAGCUUCAAAUAAUGAAGAUUUUGAAGCAUUAUUAAAAAUUAUUGAACAAGAUCAUUUACAAAAUGCUGAACGAAUUAAAGACUCAGAUAUUAAACAAAAGUUGAUUAAAGAUACUCAAAAUGAAAUAUCUCAUGGUAAAGAAUUAUUACACGCUUGUCAAAUUAUUGGUGAAAUUAGCGCGAGGUCACUAGAUUCAAUCAUGUCAAUUGGAGAAAAAUUAUCAUGUUUAUUUAUGACUGCUUUAAUGAAAGAUCGUGGAUUAAAUGCUCAUUACAUAAAUUUACAGGAUAUAAUACAGAUAAAUUAUGAAUUUAAGAAUGGUUUUGAUGAUUUAUUUUAUCAAUUUUUAAGUAAAGAAAUUGGUAAACGUAUACUAAAUAUAAAUGAACCUGAUGCAAUUCCUGUAUUAACUGGUUAUUUUGGUAUUGUACCUGGUGGGUUAUUAAAUGGUGUUGGUAGAGGUUAUACUGAUUUAUGUGCAGCAUUAGCUGCUGUUGGUAUUCAAGCUGACGAAUUACAAAUUUGGAAAGAAGUUGAUGGUAUAUUUACUGCAGAUCCAAGAAAAGUUCCAAAUGCAAGAUUAUUAGAUUCAGUUACACCUGAAGAAGCUGCUGAGUUAACUUAUUAUGGAUCCGAAGUUAUACAUCCAUUCACUAUGGAACAAGUUAUAAAAGCAAAAAUUCCAAUUAGAAUUAAAAAUGUUGAAAAUCCAAAAGGUAAAGGUACAAUUAUAUAUCCUGAUAAUAUAGCAAGAAGAGGCGAAGAAACUCCACCACAUCCACCAGCAGCUUAUGAAACAUUACCAUUAAAUUAUAUUGCAACUCAUAAAAGAAGAUCAGCAACAGCAAUUACAGCAAAACAAGAUAUUGUAGUUAUAAACAUUCAUUCAAAUAAAAAGACAUUAAGCCAUGGGUUUUUAGCACAUAUUUUUACAACACUUGAUAAUUAUAAAUUGGUUGUUGAUUUAAUUUCAACUUCUGAAGUUCAUGUUUCAAUGGCAUUAUCAAUACAAUCAGAUUCUGAACAUCAUUUAAAGUAUGCAUUAGAAGAUUUUAAAAAAAUGGGUUCAGUUGAUGUUACAAAAAAAAUGACAAUUAUUUCAUUAGUUGGUAAACAAAUGGUUAAUUUUAUUGGUAUUGCUGGUAACAUGUUUAAAAUUUUAGCAGAUGAAAAGAUUAAUAUUGAAAUGAUUAGUCAAGGUGCUAAUGAAAUUAAUAUAAGUGCAGUUAUAAAUGAAAAAGAUACAAUUAGAGCAUUAAAAUCAAUUCAUGCAAAAUUAUUAGAAGGUAAAGACAAUGUUGAAGAACAAAAUGGAAGUGCUAUAGAUAUAAGAUUAGAAUCAUUAAAACUACUGUAA
This is a messenger RNA of Insectozyma verbasci, 1617 nucleotides long. The record is from the annotation of a GenBank genome assembly. NCBI's taxonomy places the organism in Eukaryota, Fungi, Ascomycota, Pichiomycetes, Serinales, Debaryomycetaceae.